This is a messenger RNA of Filobasidium floriforme, 2596 nucleotides long. RefSeq lists its product as uncharacterized. The transcript is spliced from 4 exons. The record is from RefSeq and is a predicted model, not a curated record. Bases 210 to 2225 code for a protein of 671 amino acids. Lineage: Eukaryota; Fungi; Basidiomycota; Tremellomycetes; Filobasidiales; Filobasidiaceae.
ACCACUACAGACUACUCUACUCCUAGCUGCUAGCUGCUAGCUGACUAUAGCCGUAUUGUCUGGCCGUAGUCAGUAGCAGAAUCAUUUAUCUACCCUCUGCAGUUAUAUCCAGCAAGAACACACGCAAACACUUCGAUAUCGACUAGCUAAGGAGGAUACUUAUCGAUCGAGUUAGGGGGACAUAUCGCCCGUCCAGAAGUCCUUUCGCCAUGUUGAAAACGGUGGAGGAGCUUGAGCAAGACCUGGCGACGGUCUGGAACAUCGUAAACCAGCUCUCAGAACAAAUAAGCAACAACAAUCAGCUGCUGUCCCAGCUCCGAUCACAAUCAGCUCUCGUCAAAGGGCAGGCAGCUCAUACCGGUGUAGGCUUUCCUCUACGCCGCUUCAAUAUCGAUAUCAGCGAUGAGGAAUUCUCGACGCAACUCGAGGAAUUCGCAUCGCACCUCGUCCUGGAAAACCAGACCUUGACCUAUGAGAACAAGCAGCUCAAUAUCCUGCUCAAGGACUACGAAAAUGUCUUGGAAGGGGUCAUGGGCAAAUUCCGCUCGGUCUCGCACGCCGCGACGAAGCACGAGCUAUCCUUACAUCAAUACUAUACCUCCUUGUUACAUAGCCUAAGAACGGCUCAAUCGUCACAACAACUUCUGGACAGCACGACCCUUUCGCUGCUACUACAACGCUUGAGCACCCUCAUCCGUAUGGCGUUGCGGAAUGUGAACGGGGAGGAGGAUAUGGAUGGUAACGGAAGUCGAGAAGAAUGGGAGUUAUUAGGAGCAGCAGCUGCUUCCAUCGAAGAGCUCAAUCUGGGUGCAUCACUGUCACCAGCGGCGGAAUCGUCGCAAGCUUUCUCCCCGGCGACGUCGAUCGCUGGCUUGCCUUCGACCGCAAGGCCAACCGCCGCUGGCAUGAUUGUCAGCAGUGAUCGUCAGACCGUCGCCUCGGCCAGCCAUCCUCCUCGCGCCCCGUCUAGCAUCGGGUAUGACAGUUGGCAGGGCAACAUGACCCCCUCGGGUGGGUAUCCGGGGACAUUCGGUCGACGAGAUUGGGCGUUGGAUAGGGAAGAAGAGAUCGUACGGUUGACUUCUGAAAAUGCUGCUCUUCGUGAAAUGUUGGGCGUUGAGGCGGACGUCGAUAUCGAGGCGGUGCUCGCACAAUCUCGGGCGGAAGCCGAAGCCGAAGCCGAAGCCAAGCAGGACGAACAGAACGUCAAGGAGGAGCAAGAGGCUGAUAUGGUAGAUGUCGAUCUGGCGGACGACAAAUCCGGCGUCAAAGGUUACGAUAUCGGCGAAGAGUCGACUAGCAAGGAAACGACUCGUGAUAUGGAGGAGUCCGGUAGUAAGCCGACCGCUGUGACCCCUCCUAAGUCCCCAACGGAAGGUCAAGUCUCGGCCGUAAACUCCACUGUCGGUCGGGAUGAGGACGAGGACGCCAAGGACUUUUUCUCGACUUCGCCGAAACACACCGUAUCUCGGAUAUCGAUGAAGUCGCCGAGAUUAGCAAAACACCACACGUAUACGGGUAUCCCCACGACCGCUACUACACCUCUCUCGCCCAGUGCGAUUCGCGAUGUAUCUAUGGCUGGAAAGGUGUCGGAAGGGUCCGAUCGGAACCGAGCUUCGGGCGGUACUACACCCCCGCCGGGGUUAGCGACGCAUGCGAGCACUGGCAACAUGCCGAACGCUGCUCAUUCCAGCACGACGGCUCAUUCGUCGGCUUCGUCACUCUCGUUCUUGUUGUCCCGACCCGGAGGCAAGGCCAAGACCAAGACGGAACCUACGACCGCUACUAGCAUCGGGGUCGACCUGGACGACGAGGAUACCGUUUCUCCGCCGAUGGCUUCUUACGCAGCCAUGGUAAAGCCACAUAGCAAGAUGGACUCGGUUAGCGUAACAAAGGAAGAUGCGGGAAGUGAUACUGGAGCCGCUUCACAAAGUGAGAAACAGCGAGAGGAGAGACGCAAGUCUGCCCCUGCAGAAGAAGCUUCGCCAGCGGACGCGCAGACGACCUCCCAACCGGCGAAGGCGGAGACACCUUCGACGGACCACGACGAGGUCAAGAGGGAUGACAACGAGAGUGCCGUACUAGAUGACGACGAGGAGGUCGGCGAGUCGCCACCCGAGAGCGAUCCGAAGCCGACCAUGGAGACUUAUGCAGAGGUGGCGAGUCACGAAGAGGCUAAAAGCGACCAGGUCCCCGAUGGCAAGCAAAAGUCAAACGAUAAUUAGAGCCCUUUGCGUUUCUUGGGUCACUAUAUAGAGCCGUCUUCCUCGGUAUGGCAGUUGUAUACGUAGAUUCACCGAGUUCCGGAUUAUCGGGUAGCUCGGGUAGACAUGGUCCGUCUCAUCGGGGUUCAUAUCAUGUUUAGACGUGGUAAAGCUUUGAGAUCUCCCCCUUGGUGAUAGCCGGUUCAGAUCCAAGAAACCCAACAAGUGUGCCGUCGGACCCAACCGAUGUGCCAUGGGACCCAAUGAGUGUGUCAUUGGAAGUAGAGGUCGUAAGAGGGCCUGCAGACUUGGGUCGAGCGAUCGGAGUUGUGGAUUGUGCUGGGGACCGUACCAAGGGGGAAUUUAAGGAUGAAGCUCGAGGUCGAUGUUUU